AUAUCUAAAGAAUUAAAUGGAGUGUUUGAACACCAGUCAUCGUUGGAGAACAAGAUGGUGGGACUACACAAAACCCUACCCAAUCUUCAAAUACUGAUGAAUGAUUCUAAACAGCUAAGCAGUAUGAUCUCAUUCACCUCUACCUUAGCUGAAAAUGUUAGCAGCAAAGUUAGAAAACUUGACUUGGCCAAGAGUCAAGUAUCUCAAUGUAUUACUAGAGUAGAAGAUAUUUUAGAUCUCAAGUUCUGUACUGAUGGUGUUCAAACAGCUCUUCAAAAUGAAGAUUACGAAACUGCAGCAGGACAUGUUCAUAGAUUCCGUAAUCUAGAUGAAUCCGUCAUUAGAAUGAGUUCAGACACUGCAGAAGGUGGCUCACUAGAAACAUCAUUUAAAUUAUUACAAGAAUCAGAAGAGAAAUUAAAGACAAUUGUUAAUAAUAAAUUUUCUUCUGCUGUUCAUUCUGGUGAUGUGGCUUCGGUUGAAAGAUUCUUUAAGAUAUUCCCCUUGUUAGGAAUGCAUGAGGAGGGGUUAACAAAAUUUGGGAAAUAUUUAGCAUCACAGUUAUCCGAAACAGCAGAUAAGAAUUUAAAGCUAGCUAUACAAUCUAACAAUCCUAAUGAUGAUAAAAGAUCUAGUGUUCUAUAUGCUGAUACUAUUAUAAUGUUAUUAGAGAGUAUCGCUAGGACAGUAGAAGUACAUCAACCCUUGGUAGAAACAUAUUAUGGGUUUGGUAAACUUAUAACCUUAUUAAAGAUAUUACAGAAAGAAUGUGAUAGACAGAUAAGAAAAGUUAUUGAUCAUUUUAAGUCCAGUAGAGAAUAUGAUAAAAAGGUGAAAUUAGUACAAACAAGUUUAAUGUCACAAAAACAGAAUUCUACAGAAAAUUAUCUUGAUCCAAUGGAGAUAGAUUUAUUACUGUCAGAAACUGUAUUGAUAAAUAGUCGCUCAGAACUAUAUCUUAGAUUUAUAAAACGUAAAGCAAUGAUUUCAACUAAAUAUAACGAUCCAUUAGAAAGCCAAUCACCGAAACUAGAAACUGAAAAUGAUAUAGAAGUCUUUAUUAAUAAUUGUGAUCUUAGUCGGGUUAUGCAGGAAUUAAUUGGGAAUUAUAUCAUGAUGGAAGAAUACUUUAUGAAAGAAAUGGUUGUUAAGGCAGUAAAUAUGGACACGAUAGAUGAAGUAGCUCAUACAUCAAGUAUGGUAGAUGAUGCCUUCUUUAUUGUUAAAAAAUCAGUCAGAAGAACAGUGUCAAGUUCUAGUAUAGAUGGUGUAUGUGCAAUGUUAAAUCAUGCUUGCUCAACCCUAGAACAAGAUUUCCGUGAGAUAUUAUACAGCAGACUAAGGGGAGGCUAUCCAUGUGGCUUUGAUUUGCAACAAGCCUAUAACAUUAUGCAGUCUAGUUUUCAACAGGGAAAAUUGACAAGCUCUGAUCAAGAAAAAGAUAAAGCCAGAUUAUUAUUUCUUACUGCCCUAAAUAAUUCUGAAAUCAGUUGUGAUUAUUGUAAAGCUCUGAAAACAAGCUUAGAUGAUGAAGUUAGUAAAAUAUAUUCCAAUUGUAAUGAACAAUCAAAAGCUAAAUUAGAGAGUUGUUUAAAUGAUCUGGGUGGUGUUUCAACUAGAUUUAAAGAUGUGGUAGACUUUGGUUUCUCUCAGUUAACAAGUAGUGCUAUAAAACCAAGAAUAAAACCAUUAGUUGAUACAUUCUUAUCAACAAGUCAUAAUAUUACGGAGGAGGAAUUCUCAAAUUUUGAAGCAAAUGAUCCAUGGUUGCAGAGUUUUAUUGCUAAUUUAGAUACAAUUCUUAAUACAUUCAAGGCAAGUUUAACACCAGCUAAUAAUGAAAAGUUUGUGAAUUUAAUUACUGGAGAAAUAACUGUUCAAUUAGAGAAAGCUGUUAUAAAGACAGUAUUUAACCGGUUAGGUGGUUUACAAUUUGAUAAAGAACUAAGAUCAUUAGUUGGAUAUUUAACUUCAGUCACUACAUGGACAAUAAGGGAUAAAUUUGCUAGACUAACUCAGAUGGCAACAAUACUCAAUUUAGAAAAGGUAUCAGAGAUAUUGGAUUAUUGGGGUCAGAAUUCAGGACCAUUAACAUGGAGGCUGACUCCAACUGAAGUUCGACAGAUCCUUUCUUUACGAAUUGAUUUUCGUAGUGAAGACAUUAAGAGAUUGAAGUUAUGA
Molecule: messenger RNA, 2181 nt
Organism: Lottia gigantea (owl limpet)
Lineage: Eukaryota; Metazoa; Mollusca; Gastropoda; Lottiidae
Exons: 21
Source: RefSeq, a predicted model, not a curated record